Rosa chinensis is the source of this 1880-nucleotide messenger RNA. RefSeq names its product valencene synthase. The record is from RefSeq and is a predicted model, not a curated record. Gene Ontology annotation, molecular function: magnesium ion binding; terpene synthase activity. Bases 36 to 1697 code for a protein of 553 amino acids. Gene Ontology annotation, biological process: diterpenoid biosynthetic process. Lineage: Eukaryota; Viridiplantae; Streptophyta; Magnoliopsida; Rosales; Rosaceae. The transcript is spliced from 7 exons.
AGACCAUCUGAUCUUAGACCCUAACUCCUAGCAGCAUGUCAUUCCAAAUCUCAGCAGCUCAAUCCAAACCGAAACGAAGCCGUCCAACAACAGACUAUGUUCCAAGCCCUUGGGGAGACCGCUUCAUUAACUAUGAUUCCGAAGACACUAUUACCAAUGCACGUAGAGAGAAAGAAAUUGGAGAACUUAAAGAAGUGGUGAGAAUGGAUUUCUUAGCAGCGGCUACAGGUCAUGAUAUUUCUGCAAAACUAAAGUUGAUCGAAGCAGUUGAGCGCCUAGGUCUGGCUUACCACUUUGAAACAGAGAUAGAAGAAGCACUGGAGCGCAUAUAUGCUACUACCGGCUAUAAGUCUCAUGAGGAUGGUGAUCUUCACAAUGUCACCCUGCGAUUUCGGUUGCUUAGACAACAUGGAUACAAUGUCUCAACUGAAAUGUUUAACAAGUUCAGAGAUGACAAAGGCAACUUCAAGGAAAGCUUGAUUACUGACAUACAGGGCUUGAUAAGUUUGUACGAAGCCGCACAUCUUGCAGUCCAUGGGGAAGAUAUAUUAGAUGAAGCUCUGGCUUUCACUACUGCUCAUCUUAAUGCAAUGGUAAACAACCCUAACUUGGCAGCAGAAGUAACUCAUGUUUUGAAGCAACUACCAUAUAAGGGCAUACCAAGGCUAGAGGCCAAGAAAUACAUCUCCAUCUACCAGGAUAUGGCCUCCCAUAACCCAGCUCUCUUAAAGCUUGCAAAGUUGGAUUUCAAUCUAGUGCAGUCAUUGCACAAAAAGGAGCUUAGUAUUGUUGCCAGGUGGUGGAAAGAUUUAGGGUUUGCCACAAAGCUUACAUUUGCAAGAGACAGACUUGUGGAGUGCUAUUUUUGGUCUGUGGCAACUUAUUUCGAACCCCAAUACUUGCUUGCCAGAAGAAUUGUAACAAAAGUCAUUGCCAUCACUGUUAUCAUCGAUGAUAUCUAUGAUGCAUACGGCACCAUUGACGAACUCACUCUCUUCACUGAAGCAAUUCAAAGGUGGGAUAUCAACUGCAUGAAUCAGCUUCCAGAAAAACUGCAACUCUGUUACAAGGCACUUAUCGAGUUUUUUGAAGAAAUUGAAGAUGAAAUGGCAAAGGAAGGAAGAUCAUACCGAGUUCAUUAUGCAAAAGAGACGAUGAAAGCUCUAUGCCGAGGUUACUUAAAAGAAGCUCAAUGUUUCCAUGAAGACUACAUCCCAAGUGUGGAGGAGCAUAUGGAACUUGCACUUGUAACCUGCACCUAUCCAAUGCUUCUAACUCUAGCUUUAGUUGGCAUGGGCGGCAAUGUAACAAAGGAGACCUUUGAGUGGAUGUCCCAGGGGCCUAAGAUUCUUACAGCUUCAGCAACCAUUUCGAGGUGCAUGGACGACAUUGUUGGACACAAGUUCGAACAAGAGAGGGGGCACGCAGCGUCAGGCGUUGAAUGCUACAUGAAACAGUAUGGUGUGUCGGAAAAAGAAGCAUGUGAUGUGCUUCAAAAGAGAGUCGAUAGUGCCUGGAAGGAUAUAAACUCAGAGAUGCUGAAACCAACAGAAAUGCCAAUUCCAAUCCUUCUACCGAUUCUGAACUUUGCACGAGUCAUGGAUGUCCUCUACAAGGUGGAAGACAGCUUCACGCAUGUCGCACAACCAGUAAAAGAUGGCAUUUCUUCAUUACUGAUAGACCCCGUUCAGAUAUGAUCAAGGAGUUUAAGACUCAAUUUGGGAGAGCUGUGCUUAAUUUAAAAGUAGUUGUAGAUGUAGUUGCAUUGUGAGAAUAAUUAGCUAUGAAAUUAAGUACUUGAAUGUUUGAUGAAUUGUGUUUUUAAAAAUGCUGUGAGUGCAAAAGUAAUGUUUAAAUGUUUGAUAAACUCUUUUAUAAGU